Molecule: messenger RNA, 975 nt
Organism: Drosophila rhopaloa
Lineage: Eukaryota; Metazoa; Arthropoda; Insecta; Diptera; Drosophilidae
Exons: 3
Coding region: 427-975 (182 amino acids)
Source: RefSeq, a predicted model, not a curated record
UGGGAAAGAACGAAGACCUAACAAAGGUGGAAAAUUCCAGCAUCUUCGUGCAUGUUUGGACGGCAUAGCGCUGGAUGCAAUUCGCUCUCUAGAGCCCACGGAAAAUAAUUACGACAGGGCUUUGGAAUUAUUAACCUCGAGAUUUGAUAAUAAAUUAUUGCACUUUCAGGCUCAUGUUCGGUCUUUAUUCAAGCUACCAGGGGUGGAGAAGGGAUCCGCAAGUAGCCUGCGGCAGUUGAGCGACAAGGCAAAUUCUCAUUUGCGCGCCCUGGCUACUAUGGCCUCUACGAAGGAAAUCUAUGACGGCCUUUUAAUCCAUCUCAUCGUUUCAAAACUGGACAUUCAGACCCAGGAGAGGUGGGAAGAAGGGUUGCCUUCCAAGGAGCUGCCAAAUUGGGAUAAAUUCUCAUCGUUUUUGGAUCUUAGAUGCCGCAUGAUGGAAAAUUUGGAAUACGCUAUGAAAACCCAGAUGAUAUUAGUGUUCUUACGCCUGCACACUUUCUCAUUGGAUCUACAUUCACCGCAAUGGAUGAGCCUGAUGUCACCCAUCUGAACAUCGACCGCUUGAGCCGGUGGCAGCGUGUAUGCCAAAUGCAGCAAACCUUCUGGCGCAAAUGGAGCGCCGACUACCUUUCGCUGCUGCAGGAUCGGACCAAAUGGCGCCUUCCUGUGAGCAGCAUACAGGCAGGAAGCAUGGUCCUCAUCAAGGAGGACAACAUACCCCCUUUGCGGUGGCGCCUCGGCAGGAUCGAGAGCACCAUCUCCGGAGAGGAUGGCGUCGAACGAGUUGCAGUCAUCCGAACCGACUCUGGACUAUGCAAGCGGGCAAUGAGGAAGCUGGCGGUACUGCCCCUUGAAACCACUUCACUUGGAAGCAUGACUCUUCCAACGGGGGAGCAUGUUUCCGACUCAUGCUGCGGACUUACAGGCCCAAACCAUAACGUGUCCGCCGUCAUGGUUAACGGUGGGUUUUAG